AUGUCUAUCGAGCUCACUGAACAUGACUGGGAUUCGCACAAGGCUAUCAUCCAUUCCCUGUACCUUACCGAAAAUAGAAAGCUUCAAGGAGCUGGCAGUGUCAUGCAAGAAAUGCUUUGCAAGUACGAUUUCAAGGCUACGCCCAGUUCGAGCGACACUUCAGGCAGUCAAAAAGAAACUGAGGUGUGGGACGGCCAUGACCGUAUCCCCGAGAAGAAUUUGAAGAAGGAGCUUGCACGAUACGGCUACGACGUAGCAUUUCCGUAUGGAUGCCAGGCGCCGACUCCGAAAACGCCCGAAGGCCUCUAUAUCUGCACCCCUGCAGCCCUACAAGAUGACACAACAUUGCUUUAUGAUCUUCCCUGGUUCCAAUUCCUGGACACUAUUGAGUCGAGAAUCAGCCCUUACCCAGACCUAGCCGCUGUUGCUAUUAGCAUGGUCAACAAGUCUAUUAGCAAUCCUUCCCAAUCAAAGCCACAAGACCUCGGAACCGUAGGAUACAUGUCCCUCAUACCAGAUACGGUUAUCUCGGCUCUAUCAAAGUGCGUCACCACAGGAAUUACUCCAACUCUAUCAAAUACCGUCCGGCGCAUCCAUAGUCAUCUACGUGCUAUAAUACCAGAAGAAUUCGAGAGAGAAUCAAACGCAGGUCACAAAGAUACGAGUGGACUUAUCAAAAUGACUGGAAACGUCCAACAUCUCAGCCUUGCGGUAUUUCUACUGACCAACAAUAUGUUGAACACCGAGAAAGUUGCUGUAAUGACCCAACUCUUCCAAGACACCAGUAAUGUGCAGUUUCUGAGAUCUCUGCUAUCAGUACGGAAUCCAACGGUCGAGGCACUUGCAGAGAAGCUUCUCCUGGCUGCUAUACAGUCUGAACAUCAGUUUAUGGCACAGACGUGCCUUGAAGCAGGAGCAGACCCUAACUCACAGCUAUUGGGGCGAACCGCUUUGCAAUGUCAACGCACCGCCAGCGGAUAA
Bipolaris sorokiniana ND90Pr is the source of this 981-nucleotide messenger RNA. RefSeq lists its product as uncharacterized. NCBI's taxonomy places the organism in Eukaryota, Fungi, Ascomycota, Dothideomycetes, Pleosporales, Pleosporaceae. The transcript is spliced from 6 exons. The record is from RefSeq and is a predicted model, not a curated record. Bases 1 to 981 code for a protein of 326 amino acids.